Molecule: messenger RNA, 855 nt
Organism: Gorilla gorilla gorilla (western lowland gorilla)
Lineage: Eukaryota; Metazoa; Chordata; Mammalia; Primates; Hominidae
Product: putative postmeiotic segregation increased 2-like protein 1
Exons: 1
Coding region: 73-780 (235 amino acids)
Biological process (GO): somatic hypermutation of immunoglobulin genes; mismatch repair
Cellular component (GO): MutLalpha complex
Molecular function (GO): ATP hydrolysis activity; ATP-dependent DNA damage sensor activity
Source: RefSeq, a predicted model, not a curated record
GCGCCUGUGGGAGCCGUGGAGGGAACUUUCCCAGUCCCCGAGGCAGAUCCGGUGUUGCAUCCUUGGAGCGAAAUGAGAGCUCGAGAACCUGCUAAGGCCAUCAAACCUAUUGAUUGGAAGUCAGUCCAUCAGAUUUGCUUUGGGCAGGUGGUACUGAGUCUAAGCACUGCGGUGAAGGAGUUAGUAGAAAACAGUCUGGAUGCUGGUGCCACUAAUAUUGAUCUAAAGCUUAAGGACUAUGGAGUGGAUCUCAUUGAAGUUUCAGGCAAUGGAUGUGGGGUAGAAGAAGAAAACUUCGAAGGCUUAACUCUGAAACAUCACACAUCUAAGAUUCAAGAGUUUGCCGACCUAACUCAGGUUGAAACUUUUGGCUUUCGGGGGGAAGCUCUGAGCUCACUUUGUGCACUGAGUGAUGUCACCAUUUCUACCUGCCACGUAUUGGCGGAGGUUGGGACUCGACUGGUGUUUGAUCACUAUGGGAAAAUCAUCCAGAAAACCCCCUACCCCCACCCCAGAGGGAUGACAGUCAGCGUGAAGCAGUUAUUUUCUACGCUACCUGUGCACCAUAAAGAAUUUCAAAGGAAUAUUAAGAAGAAACGUGCCUGCUUCCCCUUCGCCUUCUGCCGCGAUUGUCAGUUUCCUGAGGCCUCCCCAGCCAUGCUUCCUGUACAGCCUGCAGAACUGACUCCUAGAAGUACCCCACCCCACCCCUGCUCCUUGGAGGACAACGUGAUCACUGUAUUCAGCUCUGUCAAGAAUGGUCCAGGUUCUUCUAGAUGAUCUGCACAAAUGGCUCCUCUCCUCCUUCCUGAUGUCUGCCAUUAGCAUUGGAAUAAAGUUUCUGCUGAAAAUCCA